AAAGGCUGUGCACUAUUUUAUGAGCAGAUCUGCCGAUUGCGGAGGACCACAUUUCCGCUUCGUCACCUAAAUCUCUACAGAGCAAGGAAACAAGUCGUGAAUGUUAAAAUACUGUUUGGAUGUAGGAACAAUUCAACCGCUGCAAUUUGGAGACUCAAGAAUAAACUCCUUAAGGCCAGGAGUCGCCGCUCCAAAAUGGCCACUGUGGGGGAGCAGACGCCUGUAGUAAGUAACCAUACCAAAGACAAGGCUACCAAAGCUAAGGUUACCCUUGAAAACUACUACUCCAAUCUCCUCUCACAGAAUGAGGAGAGAGAAAACAGGUAUCGGCUCCUUGAACAAUCCAUGGAAAAGGAGGGACUUUCAGAUGAACAGAAAAAUGAACGGCGACAACAACAUGCUACAAAGGAGACCGAGUUCUUAAGACUAAAGCGAUCUCGCCUAGAUAUAGAUGAUUUCGCUCCAAUAAAAGUUAUAGGACGUGGUGCCUUUGGUGAAGUACGUCUAGUACAGAAAAAGGACACAGGACAUGUGUAUGCAAUGAAGAUUCUCCGAAAACAGGAUAUGUUAGAUAAAGACCAGGUGGCCCAUGUACGAGCAGAACGGGAUGUUCUGGUAGAAGCAGAUCAUCAAUGGGUUGUGAAAAUGUAUUACUCUUUCCAAGAUGCACAAAACUUAUACCUCAUAAUGGAGUUUCUGCCUGGAGGAGAUAUGAUGACACUGCUGAUGAAGAAGGACACACUAACUGAGGAACAGACACAGUUUUAUGUGUCUGAGACAGUGUUGUCCAUCGAUUCCAUCCACAAACUGGGCUUCAUACACAGGGACAUCAAACCAGAUAAUUUACUUUUAGACGCCAAGGGACAUAUCAAAUUAUCCGACUUUGGUCUAUGUACAGGCCGUAAAAAAUCCCAUAGAACAGAUUACUACAAAGACCUGUCCCAAGCCAAGGCGGGCGACUUCUGUGAUUAUAACAAAAGUUCCAACCCUAUGGAUUCCAAGAGAAGGGCAGAGAGCUGGAAGAGGAAUCGACGGGCAUUGGCAUAUUCCACGGUGGGCACCCCGGACUAUAUCGCCCCAGAAGUGUUUCUUCAGACAGGUUAUACAAGCAGCUGUGAUUGGUGGUCGCUCGGCGUCAUUAUGUAUGAGAUGAUGAUAGGGUAUCCACCAUUUUGUUCCGAGAAUCCACAGGAGACAUACAAGAAGGUGAUGAACUGGCGGGACACUCUAAUCUUCCCACCCGAGAUGCCUAUAUCAAAUGAGGCUAGGGAUUUAAUUAGAAAGUUUUGCUGUGAUCCUGAACACAGGCUAGGUGCUAAUGGUAUAGAGGAAAUAAAAUCAGACAUAUUCUUCAAAGGAGUGGACUGGGAACAUAUCAGAGAGAGGCCAGCGGCCAUUCCGGUGGAGGUAAAGAGUAUAGACGAUACCUCAAACUUUGAUGAUUUUCCUGAAAUUGAUCUCAAGUGGCCAACAUACCCGGACCCACAAGGCCAAGAAGCCCAGGAUUCCAAGUACAAAGACUGGGUGUUCAUCAAUUAUACAUACAAACGCUUCGAGGGACUCACACAGCGGGGAAACCCUUUCCCGAAAAGCUAGUUAGAGUGGUUUAUCACUACAGUUGACCGUUAGAUAAUGACGACUGGUUCACACUUCUACACAAACAUACACAUAUCUGGAAGCAUCCGAGAUAGUUGUACUGACACAAUCACUAUUCAGUAGUAAUAAAUAUGGACAGUCCCAGUGAAUGUGAUGAUAUUGAAUGUUGUCCAAAGAAACUUAAAACAAGGAUGAUUUAUAAAUGAAGAUGGAACACACGGGAUAUUCCUUGUGAUAAGAAAGCGUUGUUGUAGAUUAGAACCAGGAAUGGAAAAAGGGACAACAAUCUACAGACAAUUGUUUUUACAACCAACUUAAAUGGGAUUGAUCUGUUGUUGGCAAUAGCAACUCUACACUUUAUCAUUUAUAAUUGUAUCCUUUUCAUUCUUCAGCAAAGGAGAAAUUUCAGACAUGUCACAUGUUCAGCUGAAAGUGAUCUGACUUGAACUUGGUUGAAUGCUUGAUGUGAUAAUGUCAGUAGAAUUUUAGCUUAGUAAUGAAAAGGGAUAGAAUAAUCCAAAUAUGUUUAAUUUGGCAUUUUUGGUAAUUUUUACCUAGGGUGUGUAAGAUCAACCAAAAUUAGAAUAUUGAAAUGUUUUUGUAAUGGCAGUGACACAACCCAGAAUCUGAAUACCAACCAGCUUUAUGAAGUUCCUGCAGAUGACCUUGUUGUUGUUUUAGUGUGUGAAAAUUAAUUGAAAUUAAACAAUCAACAUGUUUAGGAUAUCCGUUAUGUUAAAAUCAGUCAUUUCUGUGAAUUUUGGGGUUCUGAACUCAAUCUGUAUUGAAUUCUGCAAAAUUAGGCUUUAACUUAAAUUUCUGAAUUGGUUGAUCUGAUUCACCAAACAGAGAUAGCUGUUGUGUUGAUAUCAACUUGCCAAAGAGUGCAUUGUAGUGUUUCCCUUUGAACUAAAUUGUCAUUUACCACAAACGGAAAGUGAAGCAAGGAUCAGAGUAAAUGUUCUCAGGGGAGAGAACUUUUAUAGAAUUCUGAAUUUUGGAAAGUUUUUAAAAUAUUAUACUAUCAAUUGUGAACAUCCCCAUGUCUUUGACACAUUGUAUGCAAAUAUUUUCAUCUUGUAUGUAAUUGUCAUGUCUGUGGUAUGAUAUUUGCCUCAAACUUGUUCCUUUUUUUGGCAGUUAUUUCUUAAUCUCAAUCAAAAUCUAUUUCUCCAGACUUUCACCUACUGGUUCUUUACAUUGAAACAAAUCACUUUUACUUGCUAUUUUUUAGAAUUGUAUAUCCACUACACUAUAGCAAACAAAACUUCUUCUUACGAAACAAACUUAUUUCCGAUUAAGAUUUUGAAAAGUGUUUCAGUAGACGAUUAAGAUUGUAAGAAUGCUGUUGGAUGUUUUUGAGCAAUAUUUUUGGUUGAGAUCGAGGGAAUACUGUGACGGAGGAUGUCAUUUCCUGCUAAUGCUCUUACAACAAGAGACGAUAUGUUAUUGUGAAUAUGCACAUUCCAUUUAAUCCCAAGAUGUUUAUUGUUAUAAUGAUGAAGUAGAGGGUAAUAGGUAGCCCACAUUUAUUUUUUUGCCUUAUUUAAAACACUGCUGCUUUUGACCCAUGUAUAGAACCUGUUACACUUUUGAUGAUCCAAUAUAAACACGUUGGUUAAUGGCUAUUUUACUGCUGUUAUAUUUGAUGUGCGUGUGUAAAUUUUCCAUUGUAAGAGUGAUUGAACAAAGUUUUCUUUUUGCUUGUAGCAUAUUUUUUUUAGUAAUGAUAAGACAUAUUUGAUUUGAUAUCAGUGACAACUAUUAUCUGUAAUGAAAAUACAUAUUGUGCUAUGUUAUCAUGGGAGUGUGAACAUCCGAUGUCAGUUUAACAAGGGUGGCACUCAUUUAUAUUAAAUCUACUUUAUUUUGCAAUUAUUGUUAUUAAUUAAAAGAAAUAGUCUAUUAUCAAAUGCUGUAAUUUCCAAAGAUUUCAAAAUUGUAUGUGCCAAUUUUCUUUUUCAGUUUCUUUCCUUUGAUGCUAUUUCAUGAAUGUAAUGAGUUAAUUUAAACAUCUGUUACAAUUGCUUAAUUGUAUGGAUUUGCUGUAUGAUAAAAGUGGAAUAACAAGACUCUCACUGAGUACACUAACACAGGUUAAACAGUUAGGAUGUAGUGUUUGUAUUUAUUUGAGUUUUCAAGGAAAACCAGGCAUGAACCUCUUAAGAUUGUUCUAGGUAUAACAGCAGAUACAGUUUUACACGUAAGUGAAUUCUACCUCUCAAGAUUAUUAUGGAAGAAUAACUAUGAUAAUCUUAAGGAAUCACAAAAUGAAGCAAUACAAAUGGUUUAAGAAGGGAUCAUGUAAGAUGAAGUUGGAUUCAGUGUGUAUGGUAGAUGUGAAAAUCAGAGAUAUAGUGAAAAUAUUCCUUUAAAACAGCUUCCUAGAAGUUCAAAUUCUAUUGCAAUCUGUACACAUCUUCUCAAUAGCAAAUCAGUCGGGGUUUGUAAUAUGCUGGGGUGAAGGUUUGCCAAGUUUGUUCAAAUUAAUGACUUUGACCUACAUUACAAGUUCUUCUUAAUAACCAAGUUGGUCAGGGACCUGAUAUUGGGCCUGUUGCAUUCUCGGGUGAAGGGCUACACAAGUUUGUUUGAAUGAAUGACUUUGACCUAGAUUCAUGGUCACAUGGAUCACCCCUGAUAUUGGGCAAAUAGUAUGCUGGAAUGAAGGGCUACAAAUUUAAUUGAAACAAAUAAAAAUCUAGCCUGCUCUUAUAUUUGAAUCAAGUGGCUAUCAGGUUAGCAUCUGCACAAAUGACCUCAACUUCAAGUUGUAUUAGAAGCAGGUGAGCUAUACAGGCCCUGAAAUCAAAGAUGGCUGCCAUUUAUGAAAUUUUUUUUUAUAAAAAUCCAUUUCAAGCUUCUUUUUCCAGUUCCACAAGUGAAAUUAAGCUCAAUCUUUCCUGAAAUGGUCCUGACCAAGUGUUGUUAUUUUUCUGGUUGGUCAAAAAUGCAAGAUGGUCCCAAUGGCCAACAGUACCAUUACACUUACAAGGUUCUACGGCCUUGAAAGUCAUAUUACUGUUAAGGCUCAAGGGCCCCUUGUCUGUGGUUGGUAAUGUUUCUCUGUGUUUCUGGUCAUUGAUAUAACUGCCCCCCUGUAUAUGGGUGUAGGGAUACGAGGUCUCUCUUGGGUAUUUACUGCUUACAAAGUUCAUAGUUUAUGUUAACAAGAUGAUGUUUACCAGUUAAUAUAUAACAUUUUCAAUUUUAGUUGAUGGUGGCUUAUUAAAAUCCGGGGCCAAUGGUGGCUUAUUAAAAUCCGGGGCCAAAGGUGGCUUAUUAAAAUCCAGGGCCAAAGGUGGCUUAUUAAAAUCCAGGGCCAAUGGUGGCUUAUUAAAAUCCAGGGCCAAUGGUGGCUUAAGCAUAGCCUUUCAGUGCCCUUGAGUAACUCUACAUCUUUAACAACACUAAAGUGAUGUAGCAUAACUGUCACCUUAGUUUGAAUUUAAACUGUAGUAGACACUGGUAAAGGAAGCACUUUGUUUUCAAAUCUUGUUUGUGUUUGCAUGUGUGAUAGUUGGUAAAAUUUCAUUUGCGGUGUGAUAUACAACUUGUUUUGUCAUUGAGUUACUUCGGUCAUUUUUAUUAUUAUCAUGAUUGCACAUGUUAUUUUAUUAUCGUUAUAUUACUAGUAAUACCUGUAAAUGUUAUUAUUUAAAGCCUAUUAAUAGAUGUAAUUACUUACUGCAGUUGAAUACAUCAUAUAUGACACAAAUAAUAAUCCUAAUGUUGCCCCAAUAUCUGGUCUAGGCCACCACUGAUGUUGGGUUGAACCAUAAUUCUGUGAAUCUACACAUUAUAAUACGUUGAUACUUAUUUCAAACUUAUACUUGUAGCAUUGUAAAAGCAUGCAAGCAUUGUUAGAGUGGUAAUUGACUAGGACUGGCCUCCAUGUUUCAGGUUGAAUAGAGAUAGGUUCAAACUGACCAUCUUUCUUUUAACGAGUUGAUUUAAGGAUAUGUAGUAUAUAUGGGGAUGAUAGAUGUUUGAUCUCAUGCAGUUUUUAUCGCACCUCACAUCUCCUCAUUGUCUAUGGUAAAUGUUGUCACAGAUAUAAAUUGUACCUCCUAUCAUAAUCAAAAUACUAGCACAUGGGCGCAUACUGAUGUUAGUCUGUUACAGUAUUGCACAAAUAUUGCAAUAAUGCAUGCAUUUACAUGUCCGUGUUAUUCCACGUUUGUUGUUUUUCUUGUUGGUUUUCUUUGUCUUUUUUUAAUUUAUUUGUCAGUUAUGAAAACACAUAAGAUAUUUUUAAUUCAUUAAUUAGUUAAUCCAUUCAUUCAUUUGUUCAUCUUGUUUGUUUUUCAAGUGCUUUUUGUUUACCAUAGUUUUAGUAAUGCUUAUAUAAAAGGUACAAUUUCCUUUGAAUAUUGAACUCCAGAUGGUAAACAUGUACCGUACAAUUGCAUGAUUGAACUUUUCCUUUUCAUAGGAUUCAGAAUCACAAUAAUGUUCUUAUAUAACUUUGUGCAUAGUGCCCUGUGAGUGAAAGAUAAUUCAUCAAGUUUAAAUCAUGAUUUAGGAAUGAAAAUGCUUAUUGUUGAACUGUCGGAAACCUAAAUCAACACAGGUUGCUUAAUUUAAGCCAAUUUCUAAAAAUUAAUCUAAUUUUCUGUUUCAUAUACUGCACACUAAUUAAUGUCAUAUAAUGAGAAUUGUUUUUGACAUGCUUUAGUGGUUUAUAUAUUGAUGGCAUUAGUGUACUUAACUCAAGUUGUACACCUGUUCCAUUUGGGUAGCAGGUAUUCCAAAAUAUUGUGUCAUUCCAAUGUUACUGAUCAGCUUAUAAUAACUAAUGACCUUGCAGUGAUCAGUCACUGUAGGGUCACCUGGGGAUGAUUGUCUAUAGUCAUAUGUGCUGAACAUGUAGCAUUUUUAAUCUUCAAAUUAUGAUAAAUAUGUAUUUCAUAACAUUGAUAUUUUACAUGAAAACUACAUGAAUAUUUAAUCGUGUAAUUGAUUAUUGUGCACAUUUAUCUUCAGAAAAUGAUAUAUUUCGAUUUCUGAAAAAAUUGGUAGUUUUCCCUUUUUAGAACCUUAUUUUUGAUUAAAAUGAAGACUGCUUAUUUGGCAAUUGAUCUUUGCUUCAGGUUAAAAACUGGUUGAAUUUUGCAUCAGUAUUUGCUUCAGCAGUAAAAUUGGGUAAAUUUUACAAAAUGCAGUUACAAAUGUACGUGUAUUUCCCUUCUUACAAUUAAAAAAAACUUUUUUUGUUUAAGAAAGUGGAUUCUUUGCUACUCUCAUGGAUACAUCAUUGUAGCCCACACCAGAAGUCCUUCCAUUUCCAAUUGUGUAAUCAUUCAUGCACUUUGCCAUUCUUAUAAAAUGACUAAUGUGAGCUCUGAUCUUCACAUGACAAAUGUGAAUUCUAAUUAUCACAUGACAUAUGUGAACUCGGAUGGUCAUAUGACCCAGUCUGUUGAUUUACUGAAGGCCUCCAAUGACUAGGAUUUUCACAUUUCAAUAUUUUAAAUACACGUUUGAUUAUUUGUGUUCAUUUGUUGGCCUUAUUUGCCAUCAGUGAGUCACCCUGACGUGAAUACAUAACAUGGUUCAUUGAGCAGUUCUUUGCCUCUAACUGCUUCACUGAUUCAGACCAGGUGACCUAAUACUGUGAUAUGUAGAUAAUCGUAAUCUGUGUCCAAAUGGGUGAAUGUAUCAAAAAUAAAAAUUUACUGAAUUUUA
This is a messenger RNA of Pecten maximus, 7284 nucleotides long. Its product is annotated as serine/threonine-protein kinase tricorner-like. Gene Ontology annotation, biological process: intracellular signal transduction; peptidyl-serine phosphorylation. The record is from RefSeq and is a predicted model, not a curated record. NCBI's taxonomy places the organism in Eukaryota, Metazoa, Mollusca, Bivalvia, Pectinida, Pectinidae. The transcript is spliced from 14 exons. The annotation marks the transcript as partial. Gene Ontology annotation, molecular function: protein serine/threonine kinase activity; ATP binding.